AGUGGGCGGUCCAGAUCCCAUUGCCAGAUCAAGCUCAUCCUGUAAAGCUACAACCACACACACUAGAGCCUACCUCUCCCCUGGCCUUCCUUCAGGUAUCUAGCCACAGAUGUACGUCGAGAUAUGAUCAGAUACUACUCUGCAAUUGCAUGUCAAACCUCUGCAAAGGAACGAGAAUCGCAGAAGUAGCAGUUCUUCUUCACGACGUUGCUUCAUACCCACAUUAUUAUUAUUAUAAUAGCCUUUGUAGUUUGUCAGACUUUGAAGGACACUUUGAACUGCGCCAGAGAGACAUUAAGUACCGGAGAGCAGAGAGAAAGAGAGGGGCAAAGAAAAACAAAGGGUGGGAAGUUAAAAGUAAUUAUGAAGCAUCGCCGGUGGAAAUUAAAUGACCAUUCAGGAGAGGUCCAGUGCUUUUCUUCCUAGGCCAAUGCACAAUUGAGACUCUGAGCGAGAGAGAGAGAGAGAGAGAGAGAGAGAUUUCAGAAAAAGCCAAACUUUGUGUAACCGCUGGCUUCACCUUCACGCGGCUCAACCCCUUCGUUUGUGAUAUAUCCGCCUUGGCCUUCCCUUAGAUUAUAAUCUUAUUUAUCUUCAAUACUCUCUCGUUAUCUCCUCUCUCUGUUUACUCUCUCUCUCUCUCUCUCUCUGUGGCUUGUUGGUUCUCCGCCGAGCUGUGGAAGUUGCCGGUUACUCAAUGUCGUCGACGGCCAUAAUCACCGCCGAGAAUGAAGCGGAGGGUUGGCGCUACCCUCCGCCGCUCGCCGCUCACGACGACGUCGUCGGAGACCCCACUCUUUUCUGGGACACUCUCCGUAACUUCCACUUCGAGUUGGGUACCAAAUAUAUGGUUCCUGUGAUUGGAGGGAAGGAGCUAAACUUGCACGUUCUGUAUGUGGAGGUGACCAAAAGGGGUGGCUAUGACAAGGUUGUAUCAGAGAAGAAAUGGAGAGAGAUCAGUUCAGUAUUCAUGUUUUCUCCAACAACUACUAGUGCUUCGUAUGCGCUUAGGAAACACUACUUUAGCCUUCUCUAUCACUACGAACAGGUUUACUUCUUUAAGCUGCAAGCUCCCUUCAUUGCCUCAACUGCCAUUGGGACAAUUGAUGGAAAGUUUGAUUGUGGUUAUUUGGUGUCUGUGAAUGUGGGCUCUGAGAGUCUGAAUGGAGUUCUUUACUAUCCGGACCACCCCGGCUCUUCCGUGUCCAUUAGCCCGCCAUGUACUGCCAUUGUUCCGUACCAUCCGAAACCUCGUCAUCAUUCGGGAAGGAGGAACAGACGAAGAAGGGGAGGAGACCCUAACCGCCCCAAGCCAAACAGGAGCGGAUACAACUUCUUCUUUGCCGAAAAACAUUCCGAGCUUAAAUCUCUCUACCCAGACAGAGAGAGGGAGUUCACAAAAAUGAUAGGAGAGUCCUGGAGCAGUCUCAACCAAGAGGAAAGGAUGGUUUAUCAGAGCUAUGGGUUGAAGGACAAGGAAAGGUACCAGAGGGAAAUGAAAGAAUACCGAGAGAGGGUUACGAUCCAGCAGCAAAAAGAAACCCAGCCAGCCUGCUAUUAUGCGCAAGUAGCAGCAGCAGCAGCAAUGCAAAGAACUCAAACUACAUAGUUUUCUAUGGGCGUGUAAAUAUGUCGGAAGACUGAAUCAGAUGAUCAGAAUCCAUUGGGAAUUGUGAAAGAAGUUAAAGUAGGUGAUAGUUCAAGAAUCCCACAUCGGUUGCGGAAGAUGAAGAGAGGGGGAUGAGAUACUGAUAAAAUGCGCGGAAGAGAGAAGGAGAAGGUAUCUUUGCGCUUGGGGCAAUGACGCAGCUAGUGAGGUUCUAACCGAGGCGCGUCAAUUGCUGGUUGAAAACUAUUUCCAAACCCCCUCUUAGGCCUGGGUUUGGCCCUGGCCUUCGAGAAUUUCUGGAAGGGCUCCCUCUCCUGGGUAAAGCCCUACAA
Messenger RNA from Diospyros lotus (date-plum), 1941 nucleotides. Its product is annotated as high mobility group B protein 9. Gene Ontology annotation, molecular function: DNA binding. The transcript has 6 exons. The record is from RefSeq and is a predicted model, not a curated record. Lineage: Eukaryota; Viridiplantae; Streptophyta; Magnoliopsida; Ericales; Ebenaceae. Bases 698 to 1609 code for a protein of 303 amino acids.